GCGGUUUCUCGCCGCUCACGCCGUGUCCCCGCGUCCCCAGGCUCGCCGCUCCCGGCCGCUCCGAGGGCUCUGCUAUGAUCUGCGGGCGCCGGGAGCAGCAUGGGCAGCGUCAGCAGCCUCAUCUCCGGCCACAGCUUCCACAGCAAGCACUGCCGCGCCUCCCAGUACAAACUCCGCAAGUCCUCGCACCUCAAGAAGCUCAACCGCUACUCGGACGGGCUGCUCCGCUUCGGCUUCUCGCAGGACUCCGGCCACAAAUCCGGCUCCAAGAGCAGCAAGAAUGAGGAUUUCUUUUACAUCAAGGUCAGCCAGAAGGCGCAGCGGCCGGACUACACGGCGCUGGGCGGGGGGGAGCUGGGCGUGCCCGCCGGCAGCAGCGGGCUGGACUUCGGGACGCCCACGCCGCAGAAAAUGAUGCCCUUCCCCAGCCAGCUGGAAGUGGCCGGGGAGAAGCCGCUGCCUCGUCCCACGGCCUUCAAGCCGGUGCUGCCCCGCUCUGGGGCCAUCCUGCACUCGUCCCCCGAGGGCGGGGCGCCCCUGGCCCAGCAGCUGCACCCCCCGGAGAAGGGCAAGGAGCAGGAGCUGCGGCCGCUGCCGUGCUCGGGGGCUCUGUCCGACUCGGGCCGGAAUUCCAUGUCCAGCCUGCCCACCCACAGCACCAGCAGCAGCUACCAGCUGGAGCCCCUGGUCACCCCCAUGGGCCCCAUCAGCCGCUUCGGGGGCUCUGCCCACAACAUCCUGCAGUGCGCCAUCAUCCAGGACAGCAACAUGAUGAGCCUCAAGGCCAUGUCCUUCUCAGACGGCGGCAACAAGAUCCUGAACCCCGGCAAGGCUCCCCACCACCGCCCCGGCGCCGAGAAAAGCGCCUGCGUGCGCUCGCCCAUCGCCACCGAUGAGUCCACCAUCCAGGAGCUGGAGCAGAAGCUGCUGGAGAGGGAGGGGGAGCUGCAGGAGCUGCAGUCGAGCUUCGAGGAGAAGGAAAUCAGCUCCUGCCAGGCCUACGAGGAGAAGCAGCGGCGCUGCAAGGAGGAGCUGGAGGGGCUGAAGCAGAAAUGCAACAGCAAACUCAAGCAGACGUCGCAGAAAACGCAGCGGACGCAGCAGGUGCUGCACCUGCAGGUGUUCCAGCUGCAGCAGGAGAAGCAGCAGCUGAGGGAGGAGCUGGAGAAGCUCGUGAAGGAGCAGAACCUGCUGGAGACCAAGCUGAGGUCCUACGAGAAGGAGAAGACCAGCUUUGCCCCGGCGCUGGAGGAGACGCAGUGGGAGGUGUGCCAAAAGUCCGGGGAGAUCUCUCUGCUGAAGCAGCAGCUGAAGGAGUCGCAGACCGAGCUCACCACCAAGACCACGGAGAUCCUGAGCCUGAAGGCGCAGCUGAAGGAGCUGAGGCUGAAGAUGGAGGGGCUGGAGAUGAAGAGCCAGGAGCUGGAGGUGUCGCUGCGCACCAAGGCCAUGGAGCUGGAGGUGUGCGAGAACGAGCUGCAGCGCAAGAAGAACGAGUCGGAGCUGCUGCGGGAGAAGGUGAACCUGCUGGAGCAGGAGAUCGUGGAGCUGCGCUCCGAGCUGGCCGCGCUCCGGGAGCAGCUCAGCCAGCCCCGGGAGGGGCCCCGGCCGGGCGGGGACGAUGCCCAGGCGCUGCAGGGGCAGCUGGAGAGGCUGCGGGCGGAGCUGCAGGCGGAGCGCGACAACAACGAGCAGAUGAGCUGCAGCUUCCAGCACGAGCGGCAGACGUGGAAGGAGGAGAAGGAGAAGGUGAUCCACUACCAGAAGCAGCUGCAGCAGAGCUACCUGCACAUGUACAAGAGGAACCAGAGCCUGGAGAAGAUGCUGCAGCAGCUGGCGGCGGGCGAGGACGGCAAGGAGCCCAUCGAGCUGGAGAUCCCCGGCGCCGACGUCCCGUACGAGGACAUCAUCGCCACCGAGAUCUGAGCCGAGCCUGAGCCGAGCCUGAGCCGAGCCUGAGCCGUGUCCCGUCCCCUCCUCGCUGUACAGGCC
Ficedula albicollis (Collared flycatcher) is the source of this 1992-nucleotide messenger RNA. RefSeq names its product leucine zipper, putative tumor suppressor 1 (gene LZTS1). The coding region runs from base 100 to 1926 and encodes 608 amino acids. Gene Ontology annotation, cellular component: dendritic spine. Gene Ontology annotation, biological process: regulation of dendrite morphogenesis; regulation of synaptic plasticity. The record is from RefSeq and is a predicted model, not a curated record. Lineage: Eukaryota; Metazoa; Chordata; Aves; Passeriformes; Muscicapidae. The transcript is spliced from 3 exons.